Molecule: messenger RNA, 1458 nt
Organism: Paramecium tetraurelia
Lineage: Eukaryota; Ciliophora; Oligohymenophorea; Peniculida; Parameciidae
Exons: 3
Source: RefSeq, a predicted model, not a curated record
AUGACUUUCCUCAUGUUUUUAAUAAAAGGUAAGCCUGAUUAUUGGGGAUAACUAGAUACUAAUAUAGAAUACUAGAUAAAAUUGGAUUACUCAUCAAAAGCAAAUAGUAUAAUAAUAAAAUUUUAUGUGUCUUAAUCAAAAGCAGUGUGUUUAGUAUCAUAAUCAAGUUUAGGAUAAGUAGCAUUUACAGAUAUAACUGAUUCUAAAAGUGAAUCUUAUGCUCAUGAUUAUUAGGGUUAUUAAGCUAAUAGUGUUUAUUAAUUAGUAGAAAUAGACUUUUAAUAACUAUUAUAUAUAAGAUGUUUACAAUCAGAAUAAAAUAAUACAAAAAGUUCAUAUGAAUUAUAUAUUGCAGAAAGACCAUUUAUACAAUCUUGUAUUAAUGAUUGUAAUGGAUAUAAUUACCCUGAAAUUCAGAAUUCUGUUUGUGUAUCAAAGUAAUGUAAUUGUUUAGAUUCAUAUUAUGGAUUAUUUUGUCAAUUUUAAUCAUCUAAAAUAUUUAGCAAUGUUUAUUAUAAAUUAACAAUAGAAUCUAAUAAAUGGAUAUAUUUAUAUUAUGAAUUAUCUACUACUAAUAUAGAAUUAUAAACACAGAAUGAAUAACAGGAUGUAUUUUAUAGCUUAGUUUCUGAAUAAACACCUUAAAAAACAAUACCAAAUUUACAAAAUAGUUAUAAAUUAUUAUCUAUAGUAAAUGUAUAAGAACAAAUAAUAAUUAUUGAUGCUGACGUAAUCUAUAUAGGAAUCUAUAAUAAUUAAUCUGAAUAAAUUGAGUUUUAAUUUAAAAUAGUUACUUAUUAUGAAGAUGAUGAAUCAGUAUUUGAACGCAAUAAAAUAAUUAUUAUACUAACUGCUUGUGUUAUUGCAACUCUUUUAUUAUUUGCAUUUGGAAUUUCUGCAUUAAAAACUAGAAAACAUUAACAAAUUCGUAAACAAGUAUAAGAAACUAUUCGGAGAAAUCUAAAUUAAUAAGGAAUUUCAGAUUAAUAAUUAUAAUCUAAUCGAGUAUUUGAUCCAGCAAUCUAUAAAGGUUUUUAAAUUAGAUUUAUUAAAGAUCAUUUUAAAGCUCAUUAUUAUGAUAAAUUUAUAUAAAUAUAUCCUGGAUUAUCAUAAUUUGAAGAAUGUGCUGUUUGUUUAGAAUAAAUGAAAAAUGCUAAUCAUAAAUUAUAAAAGAUUUGUAGUGUUACUCCUUGUUUUCAUAUAUUUCAUUAUAUAUGUUUAUAAGAAUGGUUACUUAGAUAAAAGAAUUGUCCAUUUUGUAGAACUCAAUAUAAUAGAAAAAAGAUAAUAUAGGAAUUCCCUUGGAUAGAUAUUGGAAAUUUAUAAAUCAAAAAUACUGAUUCCAAUUAUCUAAGUAGAAUAAAAAAUUAAUUAGAAAGUGUUAAUGAAAGUCGUAUAGAAUUAAAUCAAAAUUAAUAAUUAGAAUAAACUAAUCAAUUAUAAGAAAUUAAAGAUUGA